Molecule: messenger RNA, 4404 nt
Organism: Musca vetustissima
Lineage: Eukaryota; Metazoa; Arthropoda; Insecta; Diptera; Muscidae
Product: fibrillin-1-like
Exons: 10
Molecular function (GO): calcium ion binding
Source: RefSeq, a predicted model, not a curated record
UUUAUUAUGGCACGUCUUUUAAUAUUUUUAACGGCUGCAGCUAUUUUUGGAGCUUGUGUUGCAGUUCACGAAGACUGUGAAGUUCCACCGCCCACUAAAUUUGCCCGAAUCAAAAUUCAAAGUGAAGAAGAUGUUAUUCGUGCCUUUUACACCUGUGAAGAUGGCUACGCCCUGCAAGGUCCCAAAGAAUUGGUGUGCGACAUUGAUUCGGAUGAGUGGAACAGUGAUCCGCCGCAAUGUAUCCAAUUGACGGAUGAUGAUGAGGCAACUACACAGCAGAGACAACAACAGAAACAGGCAAUUCUAGAAGAUCGUAUGGUGUCGCCAGCAUUAGCAUCGACCCUAGAUAUGAGUUGUGUUCAGGCCAAGGUUAAGGCUCCCGAAAUUCGUCAUGGUAUUGUACAGAAAUACGAACGUCGGCGCAAGGGAGAUCGUAUCUUUUUGGCCGCCCUAUAUGCCUGUAAUGAUAAUUUCGAGUUCGAAGAUCCCGACAUGACCACUCUGUACUGUAGUAACCAGGCAUGGGUGGGUGAUUUGCCCACAUGUAUUCCAUUGUCGGAAUAUGAUGAAGAAGAAGGACUCUAUGAAUAUGAAGAAGGCGAUGAGGAAGAUGAAGAAGAUGUCAAUGAAGAGGAAGAAGAGGAACAACGCCAUCAUAAUUAUGUUCCCCCACCACCACCACCAGCUGUAACUACACCAGAACCUGUACCAACUCAUGUGGAAAAUGUUGAAGAUGUCAACAAUGAAAUAUAUCAUGGACACGAGGAAGAUCAACAUCAUCAUAAAGUGGAAGAAGAACAAGAAGAAUCGAAUGCUGGUGCUGCCGAAACCACACAAGAUCCUUAUGAGCCCAGAGUUUUAGAUGAAAAUUGUGGCAGCGAUAAUGGUGGUUGUGAUCAAAAAUGUCAACGUGUCUUGUUCCCUGGAGAGAAUGAACCGAGGAUUCAAUGUGCCUGUGCCGAAGGUUUCAGUUUGGAUCCCUAUGAUUAUUCCACUUGUCACGAUAUUAAUGAAUGUGAACUCAAUAAUGGCGGAUGUGAACAAAUUUGUGAAAAUUUACCGGGAUCAUUUAAAUGCUCGUGUAAACGAGGCCUUCAAAUAGAUACACUUACCGGCAAUACAUGUAUUGAUAUCAACGAGUGUGAAUUGCCCGAAGUGGUGCAAGAAUGUCCACAUGGUUGUGAAAAUACUGAAGGCUCUUACCGUUGUAUAACUCCAGAAAUUCAGCAUCAUGUCGAAAAAGAAGAAGCCGAAGCACCAAUUGACAAUACCGAUGAUGUUGAGGAUCCACCACAACCUGAAAUUCCCAAUGAAACACCAAUGGUACAACAAUGUGAACCUGGCUUUAGACUACAAGAUGCCCAAUGCGUAGAUAUUGAUGAAUGUGCCGAAGGUAUCAGUGGUUGUCAGAUGUGUGUCAACACCGAGGGUAGCUAUGAGUGUACCUGUCCUCCGGGUUAUGAUUUGGCCGAAGAUGAAAAAACUUGUAUCGACAUAGAUGAAUGUGCCAUAGUUUCCGAACAAGAUGAAUAUGCCGCCGCAUAUAAGGUAUGUUCGCAUGGAUGCCGUAACACUGAAGGAUCCUUCGAGUGUUUCUGUCCACCCAUGUAUCAUUUGAUCGAAGAUGGACGUACUUGUGUUGUCGAUUCCUGUGCUGAUUUAGAAAAUCCCGCCCUCAAUAAAACACGUUGUUCGUAUGAGUGCACCGACAUGGCUACUGGUAGUUUCCAAUGUCACUGCCCUGAGGGUUAUGCUUUGGUCGACACCUAUAACUGUGUACAAACUCAAACUGUGUGUGAACGUAAUGGCGACGUGUGCUCUCCCGGUUCUUGCCAGGAAGCAGAAAAUGAGUUCGGUUUUCAGUGUAUUUGCCCAGUCGGAUAUCGGGAAGAAAACAACCGCUGUGUAGAUAUCAACGAAUGUGAGGAGGGAACCCAUGAGUGCUCUCACCAUUGUGUAAAUACUGAGGGUAAUUAUCUCUGUCAAUGUCCCCAAGGAUUUGUCCUGCCUUAUGUAACAGCCCACAACUGCGAAGAUGUUAACGAAUGUGACGUACAGCCAGGAAUAUGUGGAGCAACUCUGAAAUGCGAAAAUGUCCCUGGUUCGUUUACAUGCCUUUGCGAGGAUGGUUCAGCUCCAAAUGCUGAGGGUAUUUGUGUUAGUGAAAAUGUAAAUCCCUGUGCUGAGAGUCGUUGCUCGCAUGAAUGCAUCCCCGAAGGUGAUAGUUAUCGUUGUGAUUGCCCUGUUGGCUGGACUUUGGAUGAGUCACAAUUGACUUGCGUCCAGUCGGAGGUUUGCGAUGCCAAUCGUAAUGGCUGUGAUCACCUAUGCAAUACAGAUGGUACCUGCUCCUGCUUGGAAGGGUACACCUUGGAUAUCAAUGGUAAAACUUGCCUGGACAUUGAUGAGUGCCAAGUGAAUAAUGGUGGUUGCCAUCAAUUGUGCAUCAAUGUUGAAGGUUCGUAUGCCUGUUCGUGUGAGGCCGGCUUCCAAUUGGCCGACGAUGAGAGGACCUGCUUGGAUAUUGAUGAGUGUGCCUUGGACAAACAUGAUUGUUCACACGAUUGUCUUAAUGUGGAUGGAGGCUAUAAGUGCUCCUGUCCCCAGGGCUAUUAUUUGGGUGAGCAUCAGUCGGUUUGUGUCGAUUUGAACGAAUGCAUUGCCGAAGAUCAUGGCUGCAGUCACGACUGCUACAACACCAUGGGAUCCUAUUUGUGUGCCUGUCCAGAUGGCUUUACUUUGUCCAGCGACGAGAAGACUUGUAUUAAUUCUAUGUGUCUUGAGAACAAUGGUGGCUGUUCACACAACUGUGAUCCCGAUCAAGGUUGCUCUUGUCCAUCGGGUAUGAUUUUGGGUUUGGAUGGCAGGACCUGUGAAGAUGUCGAUGAGUGUACGGCCGAUAAUGGUGGCUGUGCCUUCAAAUGUGUGAACUUGCCGGGUUCGUAUGAAUGCGUGUGCCCAGAUGGUUCCAAGCCAGCCAAUCCCUUCGAUGCCUGUCCCAAUACAUGCCCAGCCGGUUUUACAUUUAGCCGCGAUGACCCCAGCCAGUGCGAAGAUAUCGAUGAAUGUUCUCUACCGGGUGUAUGCCAAUAUCAAUGCCGCAAUACAAAUGGUUCGUAUGAGUGUUUGUGCCCCAAGGGUUAUCGUUUAGAAAAUGGUCGCGAUUGCCAGGAUAUAGAUGAAUGUGCCGUCGAUAAUGGUGGUUGUGUGGGUGGGGAAUGUAUUAAUCACAAAGGUGGUUACGAAUGUCGCUGUCCCUUGGGCCAACGUUUGGCUGCGGAUCGCAAGACCUGCGAAGUGAUACAGGAAUUACGCGAUCAAUGCCAUCCCUUGGCAGCACCACCAAAUGGUGCCAUACAUUGCACCAAAUAUCGACACAAGAAGAAACGUUUCUAUCAAACACGUUGCAAGGUCUGGUGUAAUCCCGGCUAUGUUUUGCAAGGCCCCACACAUCGUUACUGCAAUGCCAGCGGCCAAUGGGACAAUCAUGAUAAUUUGUGUCUGCCUAAGACAUGUCCACCCCUUGCCACACCUCUAAGCGGUGUCAUUACACCAUUAUCCUGUCUACUGGGCCAAAGCGGUGUGGGUGAGCAAUGCCAUCUGAAAUGUAAUGCUGGCCAUGUGCCAGUUGGAGCAUCAGUAGCUGUCUGCACAUCUCAGCUGCAAUGGUCGUAUAAUGGCACAUUUGACUGUUUGCCAAUGCAAACUGAGCCACUGCACAGCACACAAUCAACCUUCAAUGGACGUCCUUUGCCUGAUUUUGGUUUUAAGGUGACACAUUAUGGUGGUAGUGGUGGCGUUGGUGGUGUACAACGACCUUAUAUUAAAUGUCCCCGAAAUACUACUGUGUACUUGGGCCCCUCAGAGCGUACAACUCAUGUCAUUCUACAGAAGCCGAUCACCAAUUUAGAUUAUCGUUAUAUCGAAUCAUCACCAGCAUGGACAAGAGAUUUACAGGUCCAUUUGGGUCCUGGUACCUAUGUAGUAAUAUUCCGUGGUCACGACCCUAUCACCGGAAAGAAGGCACGCUGUAAGACAGUUAUCCAUGUUAAACAUGCCGAAGGACCUGUGGUAGAAUAUUGUACACCAUCAUUUGAAGUUUCCUUGGGCGAGAAUCAAAUAUUCCGUUCUGUUGUAUGGGAGGAACCGAGAUUUAGUAACAAAUAUGGACCCAUUAAGAAGUUGUAUAAAUCUAGGCUUCCCGGUGAACUGUUUAAUGUGGGUGUUCAUAGCGUCUACUAUGAGGCAACAAAUGAAGAUGGACUCACUGCCAGGUGUGAAUUUAAGAUACGCGUUAACGCUGCUGGUGUUUCAUCACAAAAUCAUUUAACUUCCAAUUCCAUUGAAUAUGGCGGUCAUAUAUCCAAAACUCCCAAGUUACCCACUUUCCAGACCAUUUCACGC